CGACCUCUGCCUCAAGACGAGAAGGUCCACUCCAGCUCCCCUCAGCCUUCAGCAUCCUCACUCAACCCUCGCGCCAUCUCAACGCCUCAUAUCCGCUAUAUAUGGUCCAAUGCCCCUGGAUGGCGUCAUCGUCUCCGCCUGGCUCUCUGACGUCCAGGCUGCUUCAUCACGCAAGCGGCCCCGGAACCCAGUCCCGCGUCAACCAAGAAAGCGACGGGCGCUUUUCGAGGUUGCGGGGAACAUGAAUAUGGAACCGGAAAGUCCAUUAAAGAGCCUAGCGAGAAGAAGAAGUCCGAGGAAGUGCGUAGACGCCCCGAAGGAUACAACGAGGGGGAGGCAGGCGCGGGAGGAGAGAGCAUCAGGAGAAGCUCCACUGCCCGAGGGUAAAAGAGGUCGCACCGCUGGCUGUGAUACCGCGCUCGACAACCUCACGCACCCAAUUUUGUCGCCGUCAUCAUCUUCACAGUACACCGUGGCAAUCUCAGCGAAUACUGCGUCCGUCGAACAGGCACCCUGGGACGUUGGGAGCGCGGGCCAGAAGUCGAAAAGCUCUGGGCGACGUCCUCCAAGCCCUACAAAGACGGUGAGCGACAUGGAAAUGCUGGAUAAACCUUUCCGAUAUUGUUUCCACGACAAGGACGAGCAUCCGCUUCCACCAGAAAUUAGCUCUCACUGGGAGGUGUUGGAGACACUGUGCAGCAAUGUUGGAAUCAUUCCCGCAGCCAUCAAAGUAUGUUGCCAGCCCCUUCGCUGCAGUAAUUAACCACGCUGACGUUAUUUCCCCAGACCAAUCUGGCGCGACAGGAACGUGUGUUCCCUCACAUGGUGGCCGCGCCAGAUACCCGAAACCCCACU
Molecule: messenger RNA, 855 nt
Organism: Mytilinidion resinicola
Lineage: Eukaryota; Fungi; Ascomycota; Dothideomycetes; Mytilinidiales; Mytilinidiaceae
Exons: 1
Coding region: 110-763 (217 amino acids)
Source: RefSeq, a predicted model, not a curated record